Molecule: messenger RNA, 1779 nt
Organism: Camelina sativa (false flax)
Lineage: Eukaryota; Viridiplantae; Streptophyta; Magnoliopsida; Brassicales; Brassicaceae
Source: RefSeq, a predicted model, not a curated record
CACUAUAAUUUUAUAGAGGUUUUACUGUACUCCUCCAACAUCUCCGCCGUUAUGGCUGAACCGUCCCCAUCCUCCUCUCCUCAAUGUCCUCCUCCACCUCCCAAACCCAAACUCACGUCCGAUAGCCCCUCAUUUGCCGCCGUGACCACAAAACCUACCUGACUCAACCAAAACCUCUUCGCUUCCCCAGAUCUUGCAGAUGAUAUGUGGGAGGAUAGCGAAAAGCUAGGGUUGACUGAGCAGCCAUGAGCCAGUCGAGAAAGAACUAUUGCGACGACGAGGAUAGAGAGAUAUGAAGCUUAAACACACGAAGAAACAACCAUGGCGAGAAUCGAUACGCAAAAGCAGCUUCUCACUCUGAUCCGCGAUUUCACCUCUGAACGAUCUCGUGGAGGCAAGGAUUGGUCUUCUUCAGCUUGAAGUUUCUACUAUUGGUAGUGAGAUUGAUGCUCUUAAGAGUUUUUGUGGAUGACUUGAUGGUUUGUGAAAAUAAAGAACAAGGAAGGAUUACUCAGAGAUCAGUUUAUAAGCCAAAUGGAAGAGCUGAACAAGGAAAUAAGAAAACAGUAGAAUCGAGUUUGAGUAAUGAUGAUAGUACUGCCAUAACUGCAACUUUUGAGGAUAGACACGGAGCUGAUUCAGAAGCUAUUAAGAAUAUGCUAUCUGAUGUAAUUUCUCAAUUUGCAAAAGAAAAGGAAGGAUACAUGGCUGAGCAGAAGAUACAAGAACAGAUUUUGUUUAUUCAUUCCACAAAGAGAACUAAUGGUAUGAGAAGAAAAUGUCACUCAUGGAGGCUUAACAUAGAAAACAAAUUCAGUUCAGGUUCUUGCUGAAUAUCCUUAAGUCUAAUAGAUAGUCACUAAGAACGUUUAAGCGACUGAAACUAGAGCUUCUGUUUCUAUCAAUUGAAACAGAAUCAGGUGAGCUUCAGUCUCUUUAAUUGUUUUGUUCUAAUUCUCAACAGUAACUCUCAUAAGUUAUCAUUUAGGUUUCAGUCUUUAACAUGUAUUAAGAGUUUAAGUCCUCUCUCCUCAAGCACAAGUUGGGUUUUACUAUAAAGGUUUGGGUUGUACUAUAUUGUACGUGUGUCCGAGCUUGGUGCAUCAUUCGUCAAGUCGAAAUAUUUGUAGAAACCAAUGUUUAGAUUGGUGAUAAAGCAGAUUUGUUUUCUUAAGUAUUAAUUAAUGUUAUGCGUUUGUUUGUUUGACAGAUUGAAUAUGAGGCAAAAUAUCAUAUUAAAUGUCUGCUCACGAGGUACUUCAAACACUAAUUAAAUAUCUUAAUUUAAAAUGCAUAUCACUGACAUGUUUUUUUAAAGAUCUGAAUGGUGUCUGGAAUGUUGGUCUUUGUUAUAAUGCCUUUGUUUGGUAAAUGCAUAUCAUUUUUGUUUUGUGCGGUAAGAAGUAGAGACCAAUUAUGGUUUAGCUGGUGACCUUCAGAAUCUAUUUUUUACGGCAUCUUAUAUGACCAGCUGAUGUUGAGUUUAUAAUCCGAUGACAGUUGUAUCAUAUCAAUGCUCUUGGGUCCCAAUGACAAGUGAAGUCACGAGAGGAUGUGGAAAACUGAGAAGGAUGAACUUGUUGUCUCAGCUUUCUUUCAUCCCUCUUUUCGGUGGUCUAAGACUUGGCUUCUAUGUACUUAUAUAUCUUCUAUUUGUAAGUGGUUCUUAACUCUGUCUGGGAGUUUAAAACUCUUAUCUUUUAUGAAUGUAUGAUAUUAAACUAAGGUUUAACAUUUGUAAUUUGUGAUUGUGUACUUUAGUGUUGCAAUUUAUUUUUU